Funneliformis geosporum is the source of this 1137-nucleotide messenger RNA. The record is from the annotation of a GenBank genome assembly. Lineage: Eukaryota; Fungi; Glomeromycota; Glomeromycetes; Glomerales; Glomeraceae.
AUGUUGCAGAUAGCCGCUUCUGCAAAAGUGGUACAGCUUAGACAAGCGAUUACAGCUGUUGUUUCUGCAACUUCAGUCGCUUUGUUACAAGCAAAACAGCGGUUAAGCUUUAUUGGAACUGUUGAUACUAAUCUUCGAGCGAACUGUUCUGAAAACAGUAAUUCUUCUCAUAGAAAUAAUAAUGGAAAUUUUGAAAAACGAAGUGGGUUGGAAAUGCCAGUAAAAUCAAAUUAUUGUGCUCCAAAGUUACCUAUCAUCUUGUGUCAUGGUUUAUUUGGAUUUGAUAAACUUGGACCUUCAUCUAUUCCAUAUUUGCAAAUUCAUUAUUGGGGAGGUAUUCAAGAAGCUUUACGAAAACUUGGUGCGAAAAUCGUUGUUACUAAAGUUCCAAGGACCGGUGAUGUUAGAGCUCGAGCUCAGGUUUUACAUGAUACGCUGGAAACCGUCUGUUCGGGUGGAAUUGAUGUGAACUUGUUGGCUCAUUCAAUGGGCGGACUUGAUUGUCGUUAUUUAAUUGCUCACCUUCCUACAAAACAUUGUUCAGUUCGUUCAUUGACUACCAUAGCAACACCUCAUCGAGGAAGUCCUUUUAUGGAUUGGUGUAGAGAUAAUAUUGGGGUUGCAAAGUCUGUUGAAGCGACUGCAAAAGCUGUGGAUGAUGCUAUAAAACGAAUUGAAGAUCGAAUUUCUCAAAAUAAUUCUAAAGAACAAUCUCAUUCCAAUAAUAAACCAUCUCCACCUUAUCGGGAAAAUAAUAAAGAUAUUCAACAGACAUUAAGAGAAAUGGAUGAAAAUAAUCCUAAUAGCAAGGAAAAUCAAGUUCAGAAAAUGAAUAAUGAUAAUAAUGAAAUUAACACACCAAAUCAUCCUUCAGUUGCUUAUUAUUCAUACGGUGCGGCAAUGGAUUUACCAAUUUGGUCCCCAUUAUAUUUUCCUCAUCAAAUAAUUAAAGAUAAGGAUGGUCCAAAUGAUGGGUUGGUUAGUAUAAAAUCUGCACAAUGGGGUAAGUAUGUUAGAACUGUUAAAUGUGAUCAUUGGGAUUUAACUGAUAGGUGGAGGAUGAAGAUCGGUUCUAAUUUUGAUCCUAUCGAAUUUUAUUUAAGUGUUGCUACUUUUCUAGCUAGUGAAGGAUAUUAA